Messenger RNA from Notolabrus celidotus (New Zealand spotty), 7315 nucleotides. It is a transcript of the gene grid2ipa, whose product is annotated as glutamate receptor, ionotropic, delta 2 (Grid2) interacting protein, a. The transcript has 25 exons. Gene Ontology annotation, biological process: regulation of DNA-templated transcription. The record is from RefSeq and is a predicted model, not a curated record. Gene Ontology annotation, molecular function: protein binding. Lineage: Eukaryota; Metazoa; Chordata; Actinopteri; Labriformes; Labridae. Bases 314 to 6295 code for a protein of 1993 amino acids.
CCAGUACUUAGGUUAACGCAGCCGCUAAAAUCAGAGAAAUGUCCCUGGCUGGUACGCCACACAGUUUCUGGGUCAGUCCUCAGCCCUCUGAGGGGGCCCCAUCCACAUGAGCAACAGAGGAAGACAGAGCGAGGGUGGGAGAGAGAGAGUGGGUACACUUGAUCUGGUUAGCUGGGUAGAGACUUUUGGAGGCAGUGAGCUCAGGUGAGGAGCGGCUCGAGGGUGUCCGAAGGCACUCUUUGGCUGCAUCGACCUCCAGGCCGGGGGUGAAGGGAGGCUGGCUGGAACGUGCCCUGCGGCAAGCCGGGCAAGGAUGAGGCGUUUCCUGAGCAGAAAGGGCCGCUUCUCCCUGCGCCAGAGCAAAUCUGGGACCCGGAGUGCCUCCAAAGAUUUCUACCUCGGCCUACCAGCCACCAAUCAGAACUGGCCAGAGGCAUUUGGCUUCAGGCUGGGCGGCACUGGGCCCAGCUACAUCCUGUCCGUUGUGGAGGGCAGUAGUGCCUACUUAGCUGGCCUGCAGCCUGGAGACCAGGUGGUGGACAUCGAGGGCCAAGAUGUGACCAACCUCAGCACACCAGCGCUGAUUGCUCUGGCUCAGACCCUCAAGACGGUGCCACCAAGCAUUGGGGUAGUGUCAAGGGUCGAACAGAUUGACAUCACUCCAGGCCCAGAUGGCCGGUUUGGCUUCACCAUCGUAGGAGACAGCCCUCUGAUGGUGGAGGACUGCAUGCCCAAUGGUCCAGCAGGUCGCAGCGGCCUCAAGGUUCGCGACUACGUCAUGGAGGUCAACGGCAUCCCAGUGAAGCACCAUGAAACAGCAGCAGCCAUGAUCAAAGCAGCCCAGGGUCGACCUCUGCGUCUGGGCGUGCUCAGUAUGGCCCGGCGACCCAAGCGACUCAGCAGCAGCAUGAGGGUGCUGUCACAGAGCGGGGACAGCGUUAGGGAGAGUCGCGCCCACAAGGCCAUGGAGUUUAAUAAGAAAGUGGAGGAAGUGCUGGGAGAGGAGCCAGAUGUGAAGGAACAGCUGUUUGAGGUGCUCAAGCAGUAUGCUGCUGAGAGGGAUGUGGAGAGUCUGGCUGAGGCGCUACCUGACAUCUUGAUCACAGAGGAGCAUCAACAGCUGAUUGACAACGUCAGGAUCUUCAUUCCCAAGAAGCACCGGGAGCGAUUUGACGAGGUGGUUUCCCAGAGCCUGAUGAGCAGGAUCAAAGGGAGGAGCUUCAGUGACCCGAGCCGUAGCCACCUUCGCCGCAGCAGGAGCGAGGACCACCCUGAACGCCUCCUGGUCUCCACCCGAGCUAGUUCAGUACCACGCACCCACGCAGAGGAGGGUGUGGCCCCCCCAACACGCGGCAUGCGCAAGACCACCUCACUCAUAGCUGGGCACUCCAGCGGCUCCACCACCAACUGCAGGACAGUGAGAGUGUGUAAGGGCAACAUGAGCUUUGGCUUCACUCUCAGAGGCCAUGCUCCAGUGUGGAUUGACUCAGUCAUUCCUGGAAGCCCAGCAGACAAGGCAGGUCUGAAACCAGGAGACCGCAUCCUGUUUCUUAAUGGACUGGACAUGAGGACCUCCUCCCAUGAGAAGGUGGUGUCCAUGCUCCAGGGCAGUGGUGCCAUGCCCACUCUGGUAGUCGAAGAUGGUCCACCUUCUUUCACCAUGUCAGAGCAGGACCUUGCAGGGGGCGGCGUUCCCACAGAACGUGCUCGUUCCCCUGUGCUCAGCUCCCUACAGUGGGUGGCAGAGAUUCUACCCCCAAGUAUCCGGGUUCAGGGCCGCACCUUUGGUCAGCAGCUAGAGCACCUGCUGACCAUCCAGGAGAGGUACACCAUCUGCAAGGCUCUGGAGAACUUUUUCCAGCACAGAAAUGUGGACACUCUGAUCGUGGAUGUGUUCCCGGUGCUUGACACUCCAGCCAAACAGGUGAUCUGGCAGUUUGUUUACCAGCUACUGACAUAUGAGGAGCAGGAACACUGCCAAAGCAAGAUCUCACGCUUCCUUGGAUUCAAAGCUCCAGUUCCACCACCACCACCUCCUCCUCCCCCUCCUCCAGAGCCUGAGGUGGCCCCCGAGCCCCAUCGGCGUAGCAGCUCCAUGAGGGUGACAGGGACCACGUACAGGAGCAGUGUGAGGGGACGUAGCUCUGAUGAUCUGGUCAUUGGAACACACUUGGGCAUGGGCCUUCGUUCAGAGCCAAUGCUGGAGGUAGGGAUGAGGUUGGCACCAGGAGAGAGACAGUCAGGUGAUGGUACCUCUCUUCCAGAAACUCCUAACAACCUCACCAAUCUGUCAGCAGUGUACGCUGAAUUGGAAAACAUGUAUUCAGCCAAGAGGUCCAAGUCCCUGAAGAGCCGUCCUCCUCCUGCCCCAGAGAGUUUGUUGGAUCUGGAGGCCCCUUCGCGCACAUCCUCCCCUACAAUUCAUGCUAACACAGGUAGCCGUAAAGGCCCCCCACUGCCUACAUCCUGGCCAGAGCCUCUCCCAAGCCCCCCUGCAACCCAGUUCUAUUCUUCAGGCCUAACAAGCCAGACCAGUGGGGAUUCCAACCCCUACAUCAGCCUGGACAGUCCCCCUCCAUCACCAGAGCCCCCUGACUUCCCAUCUAGUCCCCCCACCCAUCGCCGCAGCAAGCGACGCUACACCUUCUCCAAACCACCGCGCUCAGAGGACACAGAUCGAUUUCUGGAUGCGCUGAGCGAGACGCUGGGACAGAGGGUGGCCAUUGUUGAUGACUUCCUGACCCCUGAGAAUGACUAUGAGGAGGACAUUGUACAGAUGGGCUUCCCAGAUGAGGAGGAUGAGGAUAAUGAGGAGGACUUAGGGGUGGAUGAAGAGGAAAAUGGAGGGUUUGUGGCCCCAGAGCUCAGCAGCCCCAGUGAUGUUCAAAGCAGCAGCGGAGAAGAGAAUGCCUCCUCCCUCACCUACUCUUCCUCCUCUGACCAUAUACCUCCACCUCCGAUGACCCCUCCACCACCUCCACCUGUACAGUUCAAUGAUCCGCCUCCUCCCCCUCCAGCACCUGCACAGACUCAGCAGCAACAACAGCAGCAGCAAAAUCUCAGCUUCACCCCUGAACAUUCCCCAAGAGCAUAUGUUCCCAUUCGCCGGAAAUCUGGUCCUCCUCCCCCACCGCCUCCUCGCAGUAAUCCACCACCUAAACGCCACUCCUUACAUAAGGUGUUGCCCUCUAGAGAAGAUCUUCAAGUCCAUGCCACCAUACAAGAGCUUAAGGCCUUCCAAGAACAACAAGUCUAUCAGGAUAGACAAGCCUAUGAGGAGCAACAAGCGUUUAAGGAGAGGCAGGCUUAUGAGGAGCAGAAAGCCUAUGAAGAACAGCAACUAUUCCAAGAGCAGCAGGAACAACAGGCAUACCAGGAGAAAAUGUUCAAAGAAAGACAGGCCUAUGAGGAGCAGAAAGCUUUUGAGGAGCAACAAAUGUACCAGGAGCAACAGGCCUUUCAAGAAAGACAAGCAUAUGAGCAACGGCAGGCCUACCAAGAACAAAAAGCAUACGAACAGCGUCAAGCCUACAAGGAGCAAAAAGCGCUAGAGGAGCUUCAAGCCUACCAAGAGCAAAAAGCGUAUGAAGAGCGCAAAGCAUAUGAGGAGCGUAAAGCAUAUGAGGAGCGUCAAGCCUAUGAGGAGCAACAAGCGUACCAAGAGCAGCAAAUGCAACAGAUCUACCAGAGUCACCACUCGAUGCCUAACCAGCCAACACAGCAGAAAGCACAUUCACCUUUGCCGCUCCAACAACUCCACCAAUCCUUACCGCCACUUCCAUCCCCAGACUCAAAUCAUCACCAUCCUAACCAUCCUCUAUUGAUGAUGCGCCAAGCUCAGCAGCAACAGGCCCAGCAGAGUCAGCACCAUCGACGCCAAUCCCGUUCAGCCCCAUCUCCACAUCAACCAUCACCCCAACCAACAUCUCAUCCCAACCAACAAGGUCAGUAUGCUGAGGGCAUCUACCAAAGCCAUCAGGGAAUGAGAUCCCAGCCCCACCAUUCCUCUGCAGAGAUGCUCCACCAGAUGCACCAAGCCCCAGUGCAUCAUUCAUCUGCUGAGAUGCUACAUCAGUUGCAACAAUCCCAAGGCCACCACUCACCUGCUGAGAUACUGCAGCAGAUGCAACAGGCACAUUCCCACUAUUCAUCAUCAGAAAUGCUAAACCAAAUGCACAAAACCAAGGCCCAUCAUUCUUCGACAGAGCUUCUGCACCAAGCUCAGCAGAUGCAGCAAAUGCAGCCCCACCACUCCUCAACUGAACUCCUCCAUCAGGCUCACCAGAUGCACCGAGGACAACCGCAUCAUUCAUCCACUGAGCUGCUUCAUCAAAUACAUAAACCUCAGGCCCACUACUCCUCCACAGAGUUGCUCCAUCAAGCCCACCAGAUACACCAACCUAAGCCCCAUCACUCCUCAACGGAGCUUCUGCAUCAGGCCCAACAAGAGCCGGCCUCCCUCCCAGUUCAGCUAAACCGGGACGGCCACUCUCAUCAGAGUCGGAGAAGUCUUAAAAGUCAACAUCAGACCCAGCAAGGGAGACACCAAGAGCAACAGAUCCACCAAACCCAUCAUCCCCAGCCCACAAAACCCUCACCUCAAAGACCUCACUCCAUCCAGCAGACCCACCACCACUCAAGCACCCCACAAAUCCACCACAUCCACCAUAUGACCCCACAACCUCCUCCACAGGAUUACCAACACCAGAUUCACGUAAUCCACCCUCCUCAGCAGCCCCACAGACCUCAGCCCCUUCUCUCCACAUUUCAACCCCUCCAGCCACACCAGCCCACCCUCUCCACUUUCCAGCCUCUGCCCCAGCACCACCAGUCCCAACAUCAGAUCCAGUCCUCCACUCAAGCCACCCGUCCACAGUCCCAGCCCUCGCAUCACCUGCUGCAAUCAGCACACCAGGCGCCAGCUCAGUCCCACCACAAGCAAUCUCAUGGCCAACCACAGUCCCUGCCCCACUCUUUAUCUGACCCAACAGAGCAUAUGGAGCCACCACCACCUCCACCUCUGCCCCCACCUUGCUCACCUCCACCAUUACCCAGGCCAUCACUAUCCAGGAUGGACUCUAACCACAUGAGUGUGAAGAGGUUGCGCUGGGAGCAGGUGGAGAACUCAGAAGGGACUAUCUGGGGACAGUUAGGGGCAAAUUCUGACUAUGACAAACUGCAUGACAUGGUGAAGUAUCUGGAUCUGGAGCUGCACUUUGGGACACAGAAGAGCUCCAUGCCUACUUUAGAGCUGCCACCUCUAGAAACCUUCAAGAAGAAAGAUGUGGUUGAAAUUCUGUCCCAUAAGAAGGCCUAUAAUGCAUCCAUCUUGAUUGCUCACCUGAAGCUUUCUCCUGGGGAGCUGCGUCAGAUCCUCAUGAAUAUGGCAACCGACAGGCUGGAGCCAUCCCACAUCAAACAGCUGCUGCUGUAUGCCCCAGAUGCAGAGGAGGUCAAAAAGUAUGAAGGGUACAGACAGGACCCGAGCAAACUCAGUGAGCCGGACCAGUUUGUGUUGCAGAUGUUAUCAGUACCGGAGUACAAGACCCGCCUACAGAGCCUCCUCUUCAAGUGUUCUCUGCAGGAGAAGACGGAAGAGUUGAGAGGAGCAUACGACUGUCUAUAUAAGGCUUCAGUGGAGCUGAAGACAAGCAAGAAGCUGGCAAAGAUACUAGAGUUUGUGUUGGCAAUGGGGAACUACUUGAAUAACAGUCAGCCUAAAACCAACAAGACUACAGGCUUCAAGAUCAACUUCUUAACAGAGUUGAGCACAACUAAAACAGUGGAUGGGAAGUCGACAUUUCUUCAUAUUUUGGUCAAGUCGUUGUGUCAGCACUUUCCUGAUGUGUUAGACUUCUCCAAAGAUUUAACCAUGGUUCCUCUUGCAGCCAAAGUUAACCAGAGGACCAUCACUUCAGACCUGAACGACCUCCAAACAACCAUCCAGGAAAUCCGUUCAGUCUGUCAGAAGAUGCCUGCGACUUCUGAGGACCGUUUUGCUGUUGUUAUGAGUAACUUCUUGGAAAACAGUCAUCCAGCAGUCCAGUCUCUGGAGUCCCUGCAACAGAGAGCUAUGGAGGAAUUCAGCAAAACUGCCUCUUUCUUUGGAGAAGACAGCAAAUCCUCAAACACAGAGGCCUUCUUUGGGAUCUUUGCUGAGUUUAUGGGCAAGUUUGAGAGAGCUCUCGGUGAGUGGCAAGCAGCAGAAAACGCAAAGAGCCCUAGAAGUCCACGAAUGGCCUCACCACUGGCCUGCCCAAAAAUGUCCUGCACUGGCCACUAUUUUUAUAACUGAGGAAUUUCUCCCUUUUAAAACGGCUCUCAGAAAUCCAGAUCUGUACGGGCUCUAAUUUACAUUCACUCGAUGGAUUUGGAAGGCAACACAAAGCUGUUUCCUGUAAGUUUACAUGUGCUUUAUUUUUGUGAACUGCCCACCACACUGAAUGUAACAUAGCUUAUUAACAGACUAAGUGUAGCUUAUUUUCUCAAACAAAUAGUUCCUUUGUUUUCUGCAUUAUAUCUAUGCCUUGAUGUGAGCAAAUCUCCAAAUGCCAUGUUAGUUAUAGCCAUUUGCAUUUCUUUCUGUAAAGGCUGUUGUUCUAUUUAACACUAAACUUCUAAUGAUAUUAACUUGUAUGUACGAGACGAUGUUAGUGACAAGUUGGCCAGUUUUGUAAAAGAUAAUUUUAGCAGUACUAUUUUAACAGUUCAUUUUGACGUGUCCAAAGUCAUAAACACACUAUUUAUAGGAAUCAGAAGUGGGAUUAUGUGGAGCCAACAGCGGGCAGUGUGCAAUAUGUGUGUGUUAAGCUGUGUUCCACUGUUGGAUAUUCUACUGUCUAAACUUCAACAAAGAUAGACUGUGUUUGUACUGUACAGAAACAAGAGUUUAUUUAAAGAAGAUAGAUACAACUGCUCCAAAAAAAUACCAUUGAGGCACUUUGUUUAUUUAAUGUGUUGUGCAACUUUUUUUCUGUAAAAAGGACAGACUGUGAAAUUAUACCACUGAAAGGACAGCAAUACCUUUAAGUUUAGUGGAGCAGAGCAGAGUCUUUAAUGUUUCUGUAUUCUGUGGAACACAAAGCUUCAUGUGACGCUUUUGAAUAGUAAGACACAUUCUCAUGAUAAAAACAACGUGUGCUGAUAGUAAAACCUUUGAAGCUUUGUUUUCUAAUGGUCUCAUGUUUCCCCAGCUUCAAUUACAGAAUGUAAACCUUUUAAGAUUUGCUGUCCAAUUAAUGCCUAUAAAGUGUUAAGUCUGUAUUUUGUAUUGUAUCCUAAAAUUGCUGACAACUAUUAAAAAAAUGGUACAAUA